AUGGCCGACCAGACCCCAUGCACCGCAUCCGAGGCCAGAACCGACGACGCUGAGCGAUCCGAGGCGAUCACUCCCGCUGCCUUCUACGCCGCCGCCGCCGCGUCCGCUCUUGGCUUCGGUGGCGGCCGCAGGACUGUGGCGACAGCAGUCGCUGCCAACAAGCUGGCGUGGGUGCCUCACGACUGGUCGGCGGCACGCAACGGCUACGAGAACGCCUUGGCCGGCCCGAUGCAGGAGGACGUCUGCUUUCAUGUCAACGCGGAGCUGCAGGCGCAGGGCCACGGCGGGCCCGAAGGCCACUUCUGCGUCAACGCGGCGGUCGAGAUGUCCCUGCUCUACGCGCGCGGGUGUGGGCUCUACGCGCAAGACGAGUUCCUUCGCGACCACCUCGAGGAGCAGGACACCCUGCUCGUCUCGGUCGGAGGCAACGACAUCGCCCUCCAGCCCCUCCUCGCCACGCUCGCCAACGCGUGCCUCCGGCCCGAGCGCACCUGCGCCUGCCCGCUGGACUGCCCCUUCGACGCCGACCACGCGACGUGCGGGACGGCCGCCUGCCUGCGGACGGGCUUGGCGGGGUGGCCGCUCGGGCUCGGCUACAUCGUCGACCUCUUCCGCAACAAGGUGGAGAGGUACGUGCGGCGGCUGGUCGGCAAGACGCGGCCGCGCAAGGUCGCGUGCACUCCGUACGGCUGGGCCGACCCUGCCCUGUGCUGCCUCGGCUACAACUGGGCGCCCGCCUCCAACCGAACGCCUCCCGGCGGCGUCGCAGUGGUCGCUUUCCCGCUCUUCGAGGUGCUCGACGGAAAGACGAGCUCCGACUACCACUCGCGUGUCGAGCCCUCCUCUGCGGGCGGCCGCAAGAUGGCGCGCGCCCUCGUCAAGUGCGCAAUGGCGCCACUCCAGCCGGCUCCCCGCCAGCCGCCCGCUCCCCACCUCCAGCCGUGGGUCGAGACCCCCCGCUCACUGAAGGUGCCCACGCCGCCGGAGCCGCGCGAGAUGGAGCGCGAGAAUGCUCAGGACGACGGCGACACGGACCCAACGUGCUGA
Molecule: messenger RNA, 1047 nt
Organism: Emiliania huxleyi CCMP1516
Lineage: Eukaryota; Haptophyta; Isochrysidales; Noelaerhabdaceae
Exons: 5
Coding region: 1-1047 (348 amino acids)
Source: RefSeq, a predicted model, not a curated record